AGCUGAGCUGAGAUUCGCCCUUUUUACCUAUAUGGCAAGACUGGCGGCAUCACAUCUGGGCAGCAGCAAGCGCCACUGCCUCCGGUAUUGGCCGGGAAGGUAUUACCGACCAAGUCAAGGUCAAGUAUGCACACAGUAGGCGGCGAGAAUGUUUUAGGAUGCGCGGAAGUUCAGAAAUCUGACAACGCCGAAUUCGCAAGUUCCAGAAUCGCCGGGCAAAGAAGCAGAUGAGGAAGAUUGCCGAGUUUGAGGCGCAGCAGGCUAGAGAGCGAGCCGCUUCCGAGUCCAAGUCAUCUGAAGGGCACGAUCAGGCCGUGGAAAGCGAACUCUUUGAGCUGGAUAACCAACACCAAACCUCAAGUCUAUCUAGUGGGACAUUUGGAGAAGACGACGACGAGGUUAGGGCCGAAAGCGACAGUUCCGCGUCUUCUAUUCCCGGACCUGCUGAGCAGGACGCCGCCAAGUUCGGCGAGACUCUGGAGCCUGAUGCGGAUUGCUCUAUUCAAGUAAAACGCGAGGCAUUGCACUCGCCGGCUCACUAUAUAUAGGAGAUGAUAGAGCUUGCCCCGCCGGCCACCAUCACCGGACAGUUUGGCCAACCCAAGACGAA
Molecule: messenger RNA, 610 nt
Organism: Canariomyces notabilis
Lineage: Eukaryota; Fungi; Ascomycota; Sordariomycetes; Sordariales; Chaetomiaceae
Exons: 1
Coding region: 228-548 (106 amino acids)
Source: RefSeq, a predicted model, not a curated record